AUGCUCAUCUUGGUGAGUUCGAAUAGAGGCCCCCCUCCCUCAGCCCUAUUUCCCCGAGUCAUCACUCUCUCGCUUCCUUCAAGGGUCGAGGAAGGAAGACUGACGUUCUUCUUAAUCGCAAUUCACAGGUGAGACCGCCGCCCAGCAAGCAGAGCAACCCAUUGAACCUGCAGAUCCAGCUGGUCACUCCGCUCACCCAGUCAGGCUCAGGCUCGCGUGUUUCUGGCGAGCUGUCGCGGGAAGACUCUGUCAUGUCUGGCGUCAGCAGCAAUGGUCAGCCUGGCACUCCGUCGUCGAGUCACGGGGUGCGAAGGAGUAACUCGAUGUCAUCGCAGCGUUCAGGCAGAUCCGAGGUUUCCAGUGGCGGCAUGUCCACCUCAUCUUCCACGGGAGCCAGUCGCCGUGUGACUCCGCUAUACAAUCUGUUCUUCCACUCUUUGCUUCCCACCACUGUCAGCGACGCAGGCAACGAUCAGAAGAUCGCUAAAUUCGGCCGCAAGGGCGUCGAGAUCGAUGGGUUUGGACAGCUAGAACCAAGGGAGCUGAUUCCUGGAGUGAGCGACAUGCGCAGAGGCAGCGGUCCUCUUAGCACACUGGGCAGCGACGUCUCCCCUCCGCAAGGGACAGGAUCCGACGUAG
This is a messenger RNA of Ceraceosorus bombacis, 639 nucleotides long. NCBI's taxonomy places the organism in Eukaryota, Fungi, Basidiomycota, Exobasidiomycetes, Ceraceosorales, Ceraceosoraceae. The record is from the annotation of a GenBank genome assembly.